AUGACGAUCUUGACCAGGGCGACGAAAGCUGCUGCUACUAUGACGACGCCGGAAGGUCAGAAUGUCCCAUCGCUGGAGCAGUCUGCUGGCGUGGAGGCGGGUGUCGGGACCUCCACUUCUCCACCAACCGCUGAAGGCCAGGUCGCUCCGGUGGUUCCGCCGGCUCCUGCAUCGGCCGUCCCAGAACCGGUUGCGCCUUCGCCUGCAGUUCCGUCCGCGUACGCUUCUGCAGGGGGGGAUGAGGAUGACGAAGAUGACGACGACGGUUACCUGAGCGAUGAUUCGGAUGAAGGCAUUGAUGUGCACGCUAAGGGUGUGCUGGCGGCUAAGGCGCGCAUCACGCUGACGCUCCUGAUCCCGUUCGCCCUGGCGAAGGAGAUGCCUGCGGUGAAGCCUUCGGUGAAGGCUCUUCUGGUUUUCCUGCGAAAGAAGCUGUCGGACAAUGCUCUGGACGAGAUCGCGUUUCAAGAGUUGCUUCCGACUUACCUGUCCAAGGUUCACUUCAGCCGUCUGCAGGUCACGCUCGCGACAGCUGCAGAUGCGGAGGUGGUGCGUCAGCAUCGGGUGGAGCAUGUUGUGGGGACCACGAAGCACCAUUUCGGCUGGCUGCACCCAGUCAACCGCGCCUUUGUGAAAGCGAAGACUGACCUGCCGGAAGGGGUGGAAGUUUUGCUCAAAGGAGUUCUGGCGGAGAUUACGCCGCUCAUUGUUUACGAAUCGCUGGCGGUGGCGAAGCUGCAGAAGCGCGGUCGUCCGGCGUUCCAGCAAGGCGCGGGUUUCCACCGUGUGGUUGACCAUGUUUCGGGCUUGGACACGGAUAAGAUCCGUGGCUUGGUGGUCCCGCAUCCAGGGGACAAGUACCGCUGGCGCCAUGUGGUGGAGGACCCGCUCACGGCCUCCCUUCUGUCGGCAGGGGUGGUGAGGAAGCUUCUCCGGGACCCGGCGCUGGUCCUUAUCUCGACUGGUGCCAACGUGGAGGAAUGGCUGUGUGUCCAGGAGUGCUGCGAACGUGCGCACGGGGAUACCUUCGCUCAGGCUGCGGCUCACAUCAGCUCCUUCAGCCAUGGCGCGGCGCUGGGUACGGCGGGUGUUGCGACCCGUGCGACCAAGGCGAAGCAGGCCUUGCAGGCGGCGAAGAAGCUGUAUGGGAUUCGAGCGGAGAAGGCGAAGGGGAAGUGA
Molecule: messenger RNA, 1179 nt
Organism: Closterium sp. Naga37s-1
Lineage: Eukaryota; Viridiplantae; Streptophyta; Zygnematophyceae; Desmidiales; Closteriaceae
Source: the annotation of a GenBank genome assembly